Nicotiana tabacum (common tobacco) is the source of this 3436-nucleotide messenger RNA. RefSeq names its product protein unc-13 homolog. The record is from RefSeq and is a predicted model, not a curated record. NCBI's taxonomy places the organism in Eukaryota, Viridiplantae, Streptophyta, Magnoliopsida, Solanales, Solanaceae.
UCUCAAAUCAAAAACUCUCUCUUUCUUCUCUCUUUUUUCUUCCUUUUUCUGCUAAAAAAACAGCUUCAUAUAUAAUGCUCAUUUGCUUCCCUCUGCCGCCUGAUAUUUAACAACAAAAUUCCUUCAUGCCGCCUGCCACCACUAUGGUUCACCCUCCCCACCAUAUAAAAACUCAGCCCUCUCAAAAACCCGACCCGAAUCCAUCCCAGUCGGAGGAUCCUAUCAUCGUCGUCGACCUCGUAUGGCCAUUCGGGGAACUCGAAGGGCUCGAUCGAGACGAUUUUCGAGAGGCAGCUUACGAGAUAUUCUUCACAGCAUGCCGGUCAUCGCCGGGGUUCGGUGGAAGAACGGCGGCGAUUUCUAAUUCUCUCAAUUCAUCUGAGGGAUCAGGAGAUGGAAACGGAUCGGGGUCCGGUUCGGGUUUGUCGGGCCCUGGAUCGCCGAAGCCCCCCGGGGUGGGGAUGGCAAUAACUAGUAGGGUGAAAACGGCAUUAGGGUUAAAGAUGUUGAAGAAGUUGCCGUCCCGUAGGACUAGUACUUCUAAUGCUCCGUCUUCGCCUAAUGCCGGGACGCCGAGCCCUAAAACGGGCUCGACGGUGGUGCCGCAGGCGAAGAUACGAAGGCCGUUGACGUCGGCUGAGAUUAUGAGGCUGCAGAUGAAAGUGUCGGAGCAGAGUGAUAAUAGGCUAAGGAAAACUCUUAUGAGAACUCUUGUUGGCCAAAUGGGAAGGCGAGCAGAGACAAUAAUCCUACCAUUGGAGCUUAUACGCCACCUGAAACCAUCCGAAUUCAACGAUCCUCAAGAAUACCAUUUAUGGCAAAAACGCCAACUUCGCAUCCUUGAAAUAGGCCUUCUCCUUCACCCCUCUAUUCCAGUAGAAAAAGACAAUGCAUCCGCAGCGCGGUUAAGAGAGAUCAUUCAAGCUUGUGAGUACAAACCUAUUGACACUAGCAAAAAUUCAGAAACAAUGAGAUCACUUUGCAAUGCUGUAGUUUCCUUAGCUUGGAGAAGUGCUGAUGGUGCCCCUAACGAUACUUGUCGUUGGGCGGAUGGAUUCCCUCUCAAUAUCCACAUUUACACGGCUCUUUUAGGCUCGAUCUUUGAUCUCAAAGACGAUACGUUAGUCCUCAAUGAGGUCGAUGAGCUUCUUGAAUUGAUGAAAAAGACAUGGUCUACAUUGGGUAUUAAUAGAUCAAUUCAAAACUUGUGUUUUACAUGGGUACUUUUCGAGCAAUAUGUUGUGACGAACCAAAUUGAGCCUGAUCUUCUCGGUGCAACAUUGACUAUGUUAACUGAAGUUGCAAGUGAUGCUAAGAAGGUGGACAAAGAGCGUAUUUAUCUUAAGAUGCUAAAGAGUGUUUUAACGUCGAUGAAACGAUGGUGUGAGAAGAGAUUGUUGAAUUAUCAUGCAAGUUUUCACGCGGAAAAUAUUGGACUAAUGGAAAAUAUUAUUCCUCUCAUGUUUUCUGCGUCGAAAAUAUUAGAGGAAGAUGUUCCGGGAUAUGUAUCUUCCCCUGCUGAAAAAGGGGAUGUGAAAGAUGAUACAACGGGGAAUAGAGUGAAUCACUUUAUCCGUUCCUCUUUAAGGACUGCAUUCAGUAAGAUGUUGGAAGAACGGAAUAUAAACGUUACGAGUUUUGAAAGUGAAGACGUGAUCGAGACACUCAUUAAAUUAGCUAAUGAAACAGAAGAAUUUGCAACUAAGGAGAAGGAAAUAUUUACUCCUGUCCUUAAGAAAUGGCAUCCGAUUGCAGCCGGAGUUGCAGCAGUGACAUUACAUACAUGUUAUGGAACUUUGUUGAGGCAAUACCUAGCAGGUACAACCUUUCUCACAAGCGAAACAGCGUUAGUAUUGCAAAGGGCUGGAAAACUUGAAAAGGUUUUAGUCCAAAUGGUGGUAGAGGACUCGGUCGAUUGUGAAGAUGGAGGCAAAACAAUGGUGAGGGAAAUGAUUCCUUAUGAAGUUGAUUCAAUCAAAAUUAACCUAUUGAGGAAAUGGAUCCAAGAUAGUUUGAAGAAAGGGAAAGACGUUCUUGUGAGAUCAAAAGACUCUGAAACAUGGAAUCCAAAAUCCAAAAGUGAGCCAUAUGCACAAUCAGCAAUUGAUCUAGUGAAACAUGCCAAGGAAGCAGUGGACAAUUUCUUCGAAAUUCCAAUAAUCAUCACUGAGAAUUUGGUCAAUGAUCUUGCUGAUGGCAUAGAAAACCUAUUCAAAGAUUAUGUUACCUUUGUUGCAUCAUGUGGGUCAAAACAGAGUUACAUGCCUACACUUCCUCCUUUAACAAGAUGUGGCCAAGACUCAAGAUUUGUGAAACUGUGGAAGAAAGCUGCUUGUAGUGUUGGAUCAAACGAUCCGAACCAGCAUUUGACAGACGAAGAUAACAAUCCGCGCCCUUCAACAAGCCGAGGGACUCAACGCCUUUAUAUAAGGCUUAACACCUUACAUUACCUUCUUCAGCAACUCAAUUCCCUCGACAAAACACUAUCGCUCUCCUCAAGAGUUAUCGCUACUCCAGGAAGUCGUUACAACAAGAACAGACAGCUCGCAUGUUGUUCCUUCUUCGAUCCAACACGUUCAUCCAUCCAAGCAGCCGUUCAACACGUAUCAGAAGUUGCUGCUUAUCGUCUGAUCUUCUUCGAUUCCAACAAUGUAUUCUACGCAAGCCUAUACGUAGGUGAUGUUGAAAAUGCACGUAUUCGACCAGCUUUAAGGAUACUUAAGCAGAACCUGACUCUUUUAUGUGCAAUUCUCAUCGACCGAGCUCAACCAUUAGCACUCAAAGAAGUGAUGAAGGCUUCUUUUGAGGCCUAUCUUAUGGUUUUAUUAGCCGGUGGAAGCCGACGAAACUUCUCCAGAAUGGAUCAUCAGAUGAUUGAGGAAGAUUUUGAAAGUUUAAAGAGAGUAUUUUGUACUUGUGGAGAAGGUUUAAUACUAGAAGAUGUGGUGGAAAAAGCAGCUAAAAUAGCAGAAGGGGUUGUGGCUUUAAUGGGACAGACAACUGAACAAUUGGUAGAAGAUUUUAGCAGUGUAGCUUGUGAAGCUAGUGGAAUGGGAGUUGUGGGAACAGGACAGAAACUACCUAUGCCACCAACUACAGGAAAAUGGAAUAGAUCAGAUGCUAAUACAAUCUUGAGGGUAAUUUGUUAUAGGAAUGAUAAAUUUGCUAAUCAUUUCUUAAAGAAAACAUUUCACUUGGCAAAGAGAAGGGGUUAAGAAAAUUGGCCUAAAAGACCAAGAAAAGGAUUUUAAUUGUACAGAAAAAUCAAGAAGAAUUAAAAUUUUCAAGUAUAUAUGCUAUUAAAGUUGAUUUAUUUGAAGGAUUUCAUGGAAGGAUGUAAAGUAAAAGCUUAUGGAAUAUAAAAAGGAUUUUACUUGUACAGAAAAAUCAAGAAUUGAAAUUUUCAGGUAUAUAUGCUACUAUUAAAGUUGAUUUA